This is a messenger RNA of Lodderomyces elongisporus, 2700 nucleotides long. RefSeq names its product Nan1p (gene NAN1). Gene Ontology annotation, biological process: positive regulation of rRNA processing; positive regulation of transcription by RNA polymerase I. Gene Ontology annotation, molecular function: RNA binding; protein binding. The transcript has a single exon. Bases 1 to 2700 code for a protein of 899 amino acids. The record is from RefSeq and is a predicted model, not a curated record. Gene Ontology annotation, cellular component: nucleolus. NCBI's taxonomy places the organism in Eukaryota, Fungi, Ascomycota, Pichiomycetes, Serinales, Debaryomycetaceae.
AUGUUGACUGGAGGAGUACCUAUCGAUUUCCCAUACUCACACUCUUCUGCUUCUAUAUACUCACAAGACGGAAGAUAUUUAAUCACCACGUUAUCUCAUCAGAUCCGUGUUUACUUUGUGUCGACUAAACAAUGCAUUAGGACUAUAGAUAUUGACCUUACAGAUGUUGUGGAUAUCAAGUUAGACGUGACAAACCCUAGUCAAAUUAUACUCUUCAAAAGUAUUGGUGAAAUAAUGAUUGUAAAUUAUAAAGACAAGAAUAUGCCGGAGCCUGUUGUCACCACCACAAGCAUACAACAGCAAUUGAAUAACCAUAAUGUUCUUUCCGUGGUAUGCGUCAAGCACGAUAGAUAUAUUGCCAUUUCUGGAAAGAAAGAUAAAAGAAAAGGCCACAGUCCACAUUCGAGAUUCCUCAUCUCGAUCGAUCGCACUGCAGAUUCAGUUAGCGUUAUGGGCGAAGUGGCCAACGUCCUACAUUAUGCGGUGUCUUUGGACUGCACCAAAGUUGCAUUUGUCACAAAUGAUCAAACAAUCACCUUGAUUGAUCUUGGAGUAUACUAUGAUAUUAGUAGCGGUAGUAUUAGCAACACUAGUGUUGGCGCAAACAACCAAGUUACAGAAACUGAUGCAGCAAAUGGUAAACUGGAGCUUUUGCCAAUGGAAACUAUUCCAUUUCAGUUUAGAUCGCCAAUUACUGCCGUUGCCGUAUCCAAUGAUGCCGUCAUCGCAUUAGGAACAAACUCAGGUGUAAUUCAAAUAUUAUACGGAGGCAUAUUGGAAAAUGCUGAAAAGACGCAACGUCUCUUCAAAUGGCAUAUCGAUCAAGUCAAUGCUUUGCAAUUUUCUAGUGACAACAAUUAUUUACUAUCCGGAGGUAUGGAAAAAGUUUUGGUGUUUUGGCAAUUGGAGACAGAAAAGAAACAAUUUCUUCCCAGAUUGAAUGGUGUCAUUGACAAGAUCUCUAUUGACUUGAACAAGAAUGAUUACAUCACCUUGUUGUUAAAGACUGAUGUUGCCAACUAUGAAAUACUAGUAUUGUCGUUGGUGGAUCUUGUUUCGAGAUUAGCAGUCAACACCAUUAGACCAAAGUUUGCAAACAAUUUAAAGACAACUUUAGCCAGAACCAAAAAGAAGCUUGCAAAAGAUGCAAGUUUCCAAAAAGAUUUCAACAAGCUAAAACUCAAGUAUGAUUACACUUGUUCGUUUGAACCGCACUCCAAGUCUAAAAACCUUUAUUUUCCCAACGAGUCCUCUAUUCAAGCCUUUGACAUUAUCAGAAAUGAGCAAAGUUUUAUCCAGCAUGCGGCACCUAUAAUAUCUACAGGUAAAGUACGAGGCGAAACAAAAAUCAUUGAUCCUCAAUUAACGCUCUUAAAGUUUUCACAAGACGGAGAGUGGAUGUGUACUUUUGAUGAAGUGGUGAGCUCGGAAUUGGACUCGUUGUUAUCCACAAAAGACAAGCAGUAUGCUUUGAAAUUUUGGAGAUACAAUGAAAACAAAGAAAAAGAAAAGGACAGAUCAGAUAAGGAGAAAGAUAAGGAUAACAGAAAUGGGUUUUGGGAACUUACUACAAAGAUUAUUGAUCCGCACGGUAAAGGAACUCCUGUAUUGAGCUUAAUCCCAGCUCCGUCAUCAUACUUUAAUGGACUCGCUUUUCUCACUGCCGACAACAAGGGUGGUGUACGAGUAUGGAGACCAACUUUCCCCAAGGAUGCUUAUAAGGUACCAGCAUCUACCACAAAUUCAUCUUCUUUUAGCCAGCAAAAACAAAAUAAGUCAACACAAACUGCAUGGACUUUGCGUAGACAAAGAACUCCAGCUUCAAAUGCAUCAUAUGAUGCUGUUUCCCUUGCUUGGUCUGACGAUAGCUCUACAAUUUUCCUUGGCCAUGAAUGCUCAAUCACCUGUCUCGAUUUGAAGACCUUUGAGCCUAUCCAGGAUUUCCAAAUUCCAACGCUCACUGAGUCUAGAAUAAGAUCAUUGCAAUUUCUUAAUAACUACCUUGUUGUGCUUUCAAAAACAAGGUUUUUUGUCUACGAUUUAGUUGCUGCAAAGUUGACUGAAUUGGUUACAAAAGUUCAUACGACAAGUGGAGGCAAAAAUCUCAUUACAAUUGACCCAAAGAGGAAUUUGAUUUGCUUGGCAAUCAACUACUACUCUGGCUACGAGCCGCUGGAUGCUGAAAACUUGCAAAUCAAGUCCAAGAUUUACCUUUUCAAACCAAAUCAGCUCAAACCUAUCUUUGUACGGGAGCAUAGUCUGGGCAUUGCUGCAUUAAGACUGGACUCGGGCUCGUUUAUAUUUAUCGAUCUUGAAUGCAGAGCAGGUUCAUUAUCGUCGACUUUACUUGAAGAAAUUGACGAAGCAGAAAGAACCAAAAGUAAUAAUGAGCCUGGUGCUGGUGUUGGCUCGUUAUCGGAAGAGAUCAAACAGAUGUUGAUCACGGCGCAAGGAAAUGUCGAAUUGAUGAAUUACAGAUCAACUGCAUCAAGUGUAAAGACAAAGAAGCAAUCUAAUGGAGGUGACGGUGGCAACAAGGGUGUCAAUGGCGGUGUUGGAAUUGACGACGCCGAAAUUGACGCAGCAAUGAGCACCGAAGAACGUGUUUUGGAUUUGCACAGUUUCCAGCCUAUAUUUCAGAACCUAGAUGGACUACAAGUGGAGACGAUUUUUGAUCGUAUAACAGAUAUCCUCCGAUGA